CCCGAGACUAGCGCAUGCGCAAUAGCUAUGCGGAAGCUACGGUCGGAUCUCUGCGCGCGUGGUCGGCGGCUAUGGAGGUAACUAAGCGUGCAGACGCCGAGGCAAGUACUGACACCGGAACAGAGCCCAACCCUCGAAAUCCAGUCUGCAGCCUCCGGCAUUUUGCUUGUGAACAGAACCUGCUGUCCCGGCCGGAUGGGUCUGCUUCUUUUCUGCAAGGUGACACCUCUGUCUUGGCUGGAGUGUACGGGCCGGCUGAGGUGAAGGUCAGCAAAGAAAUCUUCAACAAGGCCACACUCGAAGUGAUCCUGAGGCCGAAGAUCGGGCUGCCUGGCGUGGCCGAGAAGAGCCGGGAGCAGCUGAUCCGGAAUACAUGUGAAGCCGUGGUUCUGGGAGCCCUGCACCCCCGCACCUCAAUCACGGUGGUGCUGCAGGUGGUGAGCGAUGCUGGCUCUCUCUUGGCCUGUUGCCUGAAUGCUGCCUGCAUGGCAUUGGUGGACGCAGGUGUGCCCAUGCGGGCUCUCUUCUGUGGGGUCAGCUGUGCCCUGGACUCUGAUGGCAAUCUUGUGCUGGACCCCACAACCAAGCAAGAAAAGGAGGCCCGGGCCAUCCUGACCUUUGCUCUGGACAGUGUGGAGCAGAAGCUGCUGAUGUCCACCACCAAGGGGCUCUAUUCUGAUGCCGAGCUCCAGCAGUGCCUGGCUGCUGCCCAGGCUGCCUCACACCACAUCUUCCGCUUCUACCGGGAAUCACUGCAGAGGCGCUACUCUAAGAGCUGAGACAAGACAGGGCAGGGCGCCCCGCCACCACGCCCACUGCCUCCAGCUGCCACAGGCCAGCACCCCAGCUUGCCUCUCUCUGUGCCCAUGUGGCUUCCAGUCCUACAGCAGCAGGGGCUCCUGUGCCAGACUGGGGAGGAGGCUUAGGGACAUUUCCAAGCCUGGUCACAACCCUCCCCUCAACAGGACACCAUUAAAGGGAGCUCACCUGUGUUGAGUGAAUGAGUCAAUAGCCACUGA
Molecule: messenger RNA, 1019 nt
Organism: Peromyscus maniculatus bairdii (prairie deer mouse)
Lineage: Eukaryota; Metazoa; Chordata; Mammalia; Rodentia; Cricetidae
Gene: Exosc5
Product: exosome component 5
Biological process (GO): rRNA catabolic process; U4 snRNA 3'-end processing; poly(A)-dependent snoRNA 3'-end processing
Cellular component (GO): cytoplasmic exosome (RNase complex); nucleolus; nuclear exosome (RNase complex)
Molecular function (GO): RNA binding
Source: RefSeq, a predicted model, not a curated record